AUGCCACCACAUAGAGAAGAUGAGGAUGAAUAUAGUGAUGAAUAUCAAUCUGAUGAAAAUAAUAAUAUGGUAGAUGAUGAUGAAGAAGAAGAUGGAAUUAUUAGAUUUGCUUUUCAAAAAGAUGGACAAUCAUCGGGACAAUUAAAAGAAAUUCAUAUUGUCACUCCAGGAGAAAUGAUUGUAGAAAAUGGUAGUAAUGUAUUGUGUGGACAUGGAACAUAUAGAAAUGAAAAGAAUCAAUUAAUUAGUAGUGUUUGUGGUGUAGUUGAACAAGUAAACAAAUUAAUAUCAGUUAGACCUGUUCGUGCUAGAUAUCAUGCUGAAGUUGGUGAUGUAAUUGUUGGUAGAAUUUCAAAGUUAGCAGGUAAAAAGUGGAAAGUUGAUGUUCAAGCAAGACAAGAUGCAAUGUUAGAUUUAAAUUCUGUAAAUAUUCCAGGUGGUCAAAGAAGAAAAACCUAUGAAGAUCAAUUAAAUAUGAGAAGUAUUUAUCAAGAAGAUGAUUUAAUUACAGCUGAAGUACAUAGAACUGAUGGAUCAUCAUUACAAUUACAAACUAGAAGUUCUAGAUAUGGUAAAUUAGUUAAUGGUAUAAUGAUUAGAGUACAUCCAUCUCUAGUUAAAAGAUGUACACAACAUUUUCAUAUAUUCCCAUUUGGUGUUAGAGUUAUUUUAGGUAAAAAUGGUUAUUUAUGGAUUUCAUCUUCUGGGAAAUCAGAUGGAGAUGGUAUGGAUACAUCUUCAGAUUCUAAAAAAUCAUCAACAAAUUUAGAUGAUUUAUUAGCUGCAGCUGAAGGUGAUGAAGAAGAAGUUACGAGACCAAUUUCAAAAUUAUCAACAAAACCAGGUAAUCCUUUUGAAUCAAAUAGUUUUAUUGCAUCAGGUGAAACAAUAGAUCAAAUUUCUAUUAAGGAAAGAGAAGCUAUUUGUAGAACUAGAAAUGCAAUCAUGGCUUUACAAUAUCAAUUCCUUCCAAUUUAUCCAGAAACUAUUCUUGAUGUUUAUGAAAGUUCUAUUCAAAUACCUGUUAAGGAAAUGCUUUCAAGAGAUAAGAUACCUCUCAUUACGCAAAAUAGUAUUGUUAGAGUUCAAAAACAACUUUUAGCUAAUGAAAAACUUUUUUAA
Molecule: messenger RNA, 1122 nt
Organism: Naegleria gruberi
Lineage: Eukaryota; Heterolobosea; Eutetramitea; Acrasida; Naegleriidae
Exons: 1
Coding region: 1-1122 (373 amino acids)
Biological process (GO): U4 snRNA 3'-end processing; exonucleolytic trimming to generate mature 3'-end of 5.8S rRNA from tricistronic rRNA transcript (SSU-rRNA, 5.8S rRNA, LSU-rRNA); nuclear polyadenylation-dependent rRNA catabolic process
Cellular component (GO): nuclear exosome (RNase complex); cytoplasmic exosome (RNase complex)
Molecular function (GO): RNA binding
Source: RefSeq, a predicted model, not a curated record